UUUAAAUCGGGCGUCAGGGCGGGACCCGGAUGACCGCUGACCCCCUUUAAGGCGCGGCCCGCGUCCGCCGGCAGAAAAGCGGCUUAAAGGCGACGCGUGGCGCGAUGGCGGCGGCCGGGCGCGGAAGCCGGCGGCGGGGGGCGUCCGCGCUCCCGAGGUCGCUGCUGUUCCCGCUGCUGUUGCUGCUGUUGGCGCCGCCGCCUCCGUCCGGCCCGCGCGGCGCCGCCGCCUACUUCCCCGAGGAGCGCUGGAGCCCGGAGUCGCCGCUGCAGGCGCCGCGCGUGCUCGUGGCGCUGUUGGCCCGGAACGCGGCUCCGGCGCUGCCCGCCACGCUCGGCGCCCUGGAGCGGCUGCGCCACCCGCGGGAGCGCACGGCGCUGUGGGUGGCCACCGACCACAACGUGGACAACACAUCCGCGGUGCUGCGGGAGUGGCUGGUGGCCGUGAAGGACCUGUACCAUUCCGUAGAGUGGCGGCCUGCGGAGGAGCCCAGGUCCUACCCGGACGAGGAGGGCCCCAAACACUGGUCCGACUCUCGCUAUGAACACGUCAUGAAGUUGCGCCAGGCGGCCCUGAAGUCCGCCCGCGACAUGUGGGCAGACUACAUCCUGUUUGUGGACGCUGACAACCUAAUCACCAACCCCGACAUGCUGAGUCUGCUCAUCGCAGAGAACAAGACGGUGGUGGCGCCCAUGCUGGACUCCCGGGCUGCCUACUCCAACUUCUGGUGUGGAAUGACGUCCCAGGGUUACUACCGCCGCACGCCCGCCUACAUCCCCAUCCGCAAGCGGGAGCGCCGGGGCUGCUUCCCCGUGCCCAUGGUGCACUCCACCUUCCUCAUCGACCUGCGCAAGGCCGCCUCCCGGAGCCUGGCCUUCUACCCGCCGCACCCCGACUACACCUGGUCCUUUGACGACAUCAUCGUCUUCGCCUUCUCCUGUAAGCAGGCAGAGGUGCAGAUGUACGUGUGCAACAAGGAGGCGUACGGCUUCCUCCCCGUGCCGCUGCGCGCCCACAGCUCGCUCCAGGACGAGGCCGAGAGCUUCCUGCACGUGCAGCUGGAGGUCAUGGUGAAACACCCGCCCGUGGAGCUCUCCCGCUUCAUCUCUGCGCCCACCAAGACCCCCGACAAGAUGGGCUUCGACGAGGUCUUCAUGAUCAACCUGCAGAGGCGAAAGGACCGGCGGGAGCGCAUGCUGCGCGCCCUGUGGGAACAGGAGAUCAAGUGCCGCCUGGUGGACGCGGUGGACGGCAAAGCCAUGAACACCAGCCAGGUGGACGCCCUGGGUAUCCAGAUGCUGCCGGGCUACCGGGACCCGUACCACGGGCGGCCGCUCACCAAGGGCGAGCUCGGGUGCUUCCUCAGCCACUACAACAUCUGGAAGGAGGUUGUGGCCCGUGGGCUGCAGAAAUCCCUGGUGUUCGAGGACGACCUGCGCUUCGAGAUCUUCUUCAAGAGGCGCCUGAUGAACCUCAUGCGGGACGUGGAGCGGGAGGGCCUGGACUGGGACCUCAUCUACGUGGGCCGCAAGCGCAUGCAGGUGGAGCAGCCCGAGCAGGCCGUGCCCCGCGUGCGGAACCUGGUGCAGGCCGACUACUCGUACUGGACGCUGGCCUACGUGAUCUCCCUGCAGGGCGCCCGCAAGCUGCUGGCCGCGGGGCCGCUGGCCAAGAUGCUGCCGGUGGACGAGUUCCUGCCGGUCAUGUUCGACAAGCACCCGGUGUCCGAGUACAAAGCGCGCUUCUCCCCGCGCGACCUGCGCGCCUUCUCCGUGGAGCCGCUGCUCGUGUUCCCCACGCACUACACGGGGGGACGCUACGUGAGCGACACGGACUCGGUCGUGUGGAACGACGAGCGCGUGAAGACCGACUGGGACCGCGCCAAGUCCCACAAGAUGCGGCGGCAGCAGGCGCUCAGCCGCGAGGCCGAGAACGCGGACGUGCUGCAGUCGCCGCUGGACAGCGCGGCCCGCGACGAGCUCUAGCCCCGCGCCCCGCGCCCCGCGCCCCGCUCAGCGCUCGCGCGCAUUAAUGCGGCGCCUACUGUUUAAGGGGUGGGCGGGGGUGGGAGCAGGGCCUCUGAGCGCUUAGUAGGUGCCUGCUGUGUGACAGGCACAGCGACUCCCGGUAUGGCUCGAUGACAGGUCCAGGUCCGAGCAGAUCGAGUCGGGUUUUCGGGGCGCCCAGGCAUCGUUAAGGGGUGACCAGUAUUUAUUGGGGUGCCUGACGUGGGGGGAGCUGAGCGGCACCGGAGCGGCCAUGGGCCCCUCGCCCUUCACGUUGGGCACCUGCUGUGUGCCGGGUCGCACGCCGGGUGCCAGGACGCAGCAAGCGUUUGUUGAGCACCCACUGUGAGGGGGACCUGCUCGACCCCCAGUUGGGUUGAAUGGCUGAACCCCUGCCUGCGUGCAGACCCCCCACACACACUGCCCGGAGGAAGGACACCGUCCCCCGCCUGGGGUCGCCGCCGGGUCCCAGUGGCCGCAUGUCAGGUCCCCUGGGCCGGGGCGCAGGGCAGUGGGGCUGGGUCUCCCUUGCCUGCUCUGGCUGCAUGUGCUUGGCGUCCCUGUCCGUACGUCUCAGGUGUGGGGUCUCCUGUAUUGUCAGGUCCCUGUCGGGGGGAGGUCGUGUGUCUGGGGCUCUGUUGCUUUGGGGCGCUGUCCUUGCCCCGGGCAGGACGUUCCCAGCAGUGACCCCGGGGUCCUCGUGCCUUAAAGCCAAACCAGCGAGGACGACACCACCCACCCGCUCGCGGGGUCAGGUCUUGAAUGACUUGCUUAUUUUUUUAUUAAAUUCUGGUUUUUCACUGACAUCUGAGGUCUGGCUUGCUGUCUGGAAGCCUUCCGCCUCCCUCAGCCCCAGCGGCUGCUCAAGGCCGGGCAUGGAGGCUUACGCCUAUAAUCCCAGCCAUGUGGGGCGGAGGCUCUGGGUGCAGACGACAGACCUGCGCAAACAUGGAGGCCCUGCCUGGAAAAUAAGUAAACCACAAAAGGCGGGGGCCUGGCUCAGUGGACAGAGCGACUGCCUGACUUCAGACCCAGGCGCCUGCAAAAACCAAACCAGAGCAAGACCAAAGCUCGAGGGUGCUUUUCACAAAGGUCACGGAUGGUGCGGGGGGAUGAGAACCCUCCCAGCAAAACCAGCCCCAUCCCAGGCGGGCUCCUACGCUGCUGGUUAAACCCUCCCGGCCUCACCCACUUGCAUGAGAAAUACAGCAGGUCCCCAGUGUCCCCGGAACCGGCUCUAGGACCCCCCCCCCAAAUCCCAAACUCCGCAAAUGCUUGGUCACCUCUGGAUUUAGAACCCUGCUACAAAAUGACUGCUGGUGCGAGGCUGUCACAAUGUGUCACUUAAGGAAAUCGAAGACGUCUGUGAGGUCAACAAGCAUGGACGCGGGUGUUUGUACCCCAUUUUCCCCUCGUGGGUGGCUGGGCCCAGGAUGGCCGCGCACAGGGGCAGGGGACUGUGAACCCAUUAAACACG
Molecule: messenger RNA, 3483 nt
Organism: Castor canadensis (American beaver)
Lineage: Eukaryota; Metazoa; Chordata; Mammalia; Rodentia; Castoridae
Product: procollagen galactosyltransferase 1
Molecular function (GO): procollagen galactosyltransferase activity
Source: RefSeq, a predicted model, not a curated record